Molecule: messenger RNA, 456 nt
Organism: Aureococcus anophagefferens
Lineage: Eukaryota; Pelagophyceae; Pelagomonadales; Pelagomonadaceae
Exons: 1
Molecular function (GO): protein binding
Source: RefSeq, a predicted model, not a curated record
GCAGGCGCCGACGUGAACGAAAUCGAACGCCCCGGGGAGGACGACUUCUUCGGGCGCACCGCUCUGCACAUCGCGUGCGGAGGAGCACACGUCCGCUUCUCUUGGGUGGCAGUGGACACCUUGCUUGAGCAUGGAGCUCACACGGAAGCGAGAAACUACGCGCAGGAGACGCCGCUCCAUUGCGCCGCCGCGGGCAGCAAACCGCGCAACGUCCGGCGUCUGCUCGAAUCGGGCGCGGACGUACGCGCGAGGAGCCGACGCGGGAACACGCCACUCCACAAGGCGGUCGCGGUCAAUUCUCGAGCGUGCGUCGAUGCACUCAUCGCCGAGGGCGCCGACGUCAACGCGUCGAACGAGAGAGGGAAGACGCCUCUCUUCUUCGCGAUUCAUUACGGCAAGCUCGACCUGGCCCGGCUGCUGCUCCGCAUCGGCGAUGACCGCGCCGUAUUCCACGCC